CUCAGCUGCCCGCAGACAUUUUCUCUGAAUCCUCCUGGCCCUUGGCUGCGGGGUCGUGAGCAGCUACCAUGACGUUCAGCAACUCCAGCUCGCUGACAGCCAACCUCAGUGGGGCUCUGGAUGGCUACGACUCCGGGGGAAACCUUUACCUGCCAUUUUCCGUUUUCAGCGUGCUCACUCUCACUUUGCUGGUAAUGCUGGUGGUGGCCACCUUCCUGUGGAACCUGCUGGUGCUGGUGACCAUCCUGAGGGUGAGGACAUUCCACCGGGUGCCCCACAACCUGGUGGCCUCCAUGGCCAUCUCGGAUGUGAUGGUGGCCGCGCUGGUUAUGCCGCUUAGCCUGGUCCACGAGCUGAACGGCAGGCUGUGGAAACUCGGACGCGUGCUCUGUCAGGUGUGGAUCUCGUUCGACGUGCUCUGCUGCACGGCCAGCAUCUGGAACGUGACAGCCAUAGCGCUGGACCGCUACUGGUCCAUCACCAGGCACCUGGAGUACACGCUCAAGACUCGAAAAAAGAUCUCCAACGUGAUGAUUGCGCUCACGUGGCUGCUGUCGUCCAUAAUCUCCCUCUCGCCACUCUUUGGCUGGGGGGAGACGUACUCAGAAGGGAUGAAGUGUCAAGUGAGCCAGGAGCCAUCCUACACCAUCUUCUCCACCUUUGGGGCAUUUUAUCUGCCACUUUGUGUGGUUCUGUUUGUCUACUGGAAGAUCUACAAAGCUGCCAAGUUUCGCAUUGGCUCUCGCAAGACGAACACAAUCACACCCAUGGCUGAGGUAAAGGAGGAAGCCCAACAGCCACAGAUGGUGUUCACCGUUCGCCACGCAACCGUGACCUUCCAGACAGAUGGGGACACAUGGCGGGAGCAGAAGGAGAAAAAGGCAGCCCUUAUGGUCGGCAUUUUGAUCGGCGUGUUUGUGCUUUGCUGGAUCCCUUUCUUUAUCACCGAGCUCAUUGUGCCACUCUGCUCCUGUGACAUCCCACCAAUUUGGAAAAGCGUUUUUCUUUGGCUGGGCUACUCAAAUUCCUUUUUUAACCCGCUCAUAUACACUGCCUUCAACAAGAACUACAACAACGCCCUAAGGAACCUCUUCUCCCGACAGCGCUGAGCCGAUCUGUGCACUUGGCCGUUGUGCUACACCGGUUCACACAGUGUUACCAGCCUCCCCCCAACCAGACUGGAGCGUCUAUCACUUUAUCAUCUCAUUAAUUGGUUGAUAACCAGAGACUGUGUCUGGACAAACUUUGCUUUGCAUCAGUUUUGUCGGUGUCAAUGAGUUUUGUACAUUAAGACUGAGACCAAACAUCUUUUUGCGUUUUUGAAUUUCUGUUUUUGCUUUUUUUUGUCUUACAUAUAUGUUUUAGAACAUCAAACAUGGGUAAAUGCUAAAAUAGAGUACAUAAAGUACUGACUCUAUAGAAAAAAAAAAGUAACCACCCACCUUGUUAACUCAUUAACUCUGAUCAACCACAGUUCAAUUCCACUAGCCACGGUCGGGUCUAAUUUAUGCCAGAACGGUAGAGUCGAUGAAUCACAACAAUAGAACCUGUCUGACAACAUGAAGUAGGCUGAAAGAUCUCAAAAGCAACACAUCACUGCAAAUACAUUUUAGAACAGAUGAAGAAAAAGCCCGUAUUAACGUCUGUUCUUCUAGAAAGUGUUUCAAAUCCAUUUCUAAAACUUUGUGACUCCAGGCAAGCGCAGAGAGAGCCAUAGUCCACAGCUGGACAAACAGUGGUGAGGCUUUCUAGGAAUGGGUGGUGUAGCAUAGAGGGACCCCUCAGAGGUGGUGAUGUUCCAGGUUCAGGCCAUACACAGCGUCAAUGUAGCUAGAUAAUCAGUAAGCCAGGAUGCUCUUGCAAAGCACUUUGUGACACCUAUCUGUGAAAAGGGCUACAUAAAUAAACUUUUACCAACUCACUUAUUUUUCCAAUAAGGGUUGAAAGUCCAAAAGGUUUUUGAGGUCUUAGAGUUUGAAUUGGUUGACUGAAAAGUUGCCUAAGGUACAUUUGUUACUCUAGUCAAAUACCUUUUUUCUGAUCAUUAGAAGUCGACUUUUUUGUGGUUUGUCUUUGUGUGAGUUCAGUGUAUUGUUUAUGUUGUCAGAAAAUACCUGUAAAUAUAGACUGUUUUCUUUUUUUCACGUACGAGCUGGUAGCCAUUCCUCCAUUUGAGAUAGAAACAAUGUACAGUUCUAAAAAUACUCGAAUUUCUGAUCUUUUGUAAAACAAAUGUUAAUGUAUGGCAGUUAGUUGUUCGAUGGGAAAAGAAAAUAAUGCACAUCAGAUUGAUAAUUAGAUUGUUUAAUUAAUUAGUAGUGGAAUGUGAGACUGAUUUAUCCAAUAAAUUGUAUAGUAGUGAUCAAAAAUAGCAUCGAGCAUCACUAUACUGGCCAAUUAAAAUCCAUACCGCAAAAGUGCAUCAACAGACCCCAAAACAACCCAAAAUGAUGUCUAAUUCCAUGUUCAUGGUUCAACAAGAGGAAAGAAGCUGGUCAAAAUGGAAGCUAUGGGAAAGCUGUGGCAAAAAUGACUGCUGACCAAAAGGAACACAAAAGCCCAUCUUACAUUUGUUAAAAUAAUCUUGAGGAUAUUUUGGAAACAAUAAUCUUCGGCCUAAUGGGACAAAAGCGGAACAUUUUGAAAAGACUGUGCUCCAUUACAUCUGAUACAAAACAAACAAAAUUUCAGCAAAAGAAAAUUAUACCAACAGUUUAACAUACUGAUGCUGCAGUGGUCAACGUUUGCUUUGACUAUUGAUUAUGUGGAUUAUGCUCUCUAGAAAAUCUAGAGAAUUUCUAGUCAUCAGUUUGGGUCCUUAUGCUGUUACAUUUGUCCUCAGAAGUCAGAAUUUCCGACCUCCGAGUUGGAAAGUUUAACUGGAACGGCCCCUAAGAUCAGAAAUCGGAGUCGGAAAGUCUGUGCAGGAAGACCAUACUGGACUUCCUCAUUCAAGAUGGCUGCUACUUACGGCAACAUUCAGUAAAACAUCAUAAUAUGAUUGUUUUAAGCAGUUCUUUAUUUUUAUGUAACAUUUAGUCAGCCAUACAUGUACCACUUUUCAGUUGUCAUAAGACAGGAUGUUACGAGGGGAAAAAAACACGUAAAAAAGUGUUAUUGUCAUCAUCAUUUUAACGACAGUGGCCACAGUAAGUGGUCUGUACUUGUAUAGUACAGCGUUAUAAAGUCCAGAGGAUCCCAAAGCACACUACAUUCACAAACAUUCAAACGCUGACAGUGGUGAGCUACAUUGUAGCCACAGCUGACCUAGGGCAGACUGACAGAAGCAAGGCUGCCAUACUGGGCCCUCUGACCAUUGCCAGCAGGCAAAGCAUGGUAAGUGUCUUGCUCAGGGACACAAUGACUAAAACGGUCAUGGGAUGGGGUUGAACCGGCCACCCGCCGGUUACACGAUGAACUCCCUAGCUCCUGCAUCGCUGUCUCCCCAUAGAGGCCAAAUGAACAAUUAAGAUUUGACGGCUAUUUUUUGUUUAGUGUUUCUUGUUCAGUUGAGCUGUUCUGCAAAAACAGAAACAUUUUUGCAAUAAAUAUGUGACUUUAAAAGAAACAUUCUGAGUCUUA
This is a messenger RNA of Fundulus heteroclitus (mummichog), 3582 nucleotides long. RefSeq names its product 5-hydroxytryptamine (serotonin) receptor 5A, genome duplicate b (gene htr5ab). Gene Ontology annotation, molecular function: G protein-coupled serotonin receptor activity. The record is from RefSeq and is a predicted model, not a curated record. Gene Ontology annotation, biological process: adenylate cyclase-activating adrenergic receptor signaling pathway. The transcript is spliced from 2 exons. NCBI's taxonomy places the organism in Eukaryota, Metazoa, Chordata, Actinopteri, Cyprinodontiformes, Fundulidae. Gene Ontology annotation, cellular component: plasma membrane. Bases 69 to 1109 code for a protein of 346 amino acids.